Cantharellus anzutake is the source of this 351-nucleotide messenger RNA. RefSeq lists its product as uncharacterized. NCBI's taxonomy places the organism in Eukaryota, Fungi, Basidiomycota, Agaricomycetes, Cantharellales, Hydnaceae. The record is from RefSeq and is a predicted model, not a curated record. The transcript is spliced from 3 exons. The coding region runs from base 1 to 351 and encodes 116 amino acids.
AUGUCGUUCAACCCCGGUGAGAAUUUAUAUGUCAACAAUGAUGAUAAGCAUGAUGGGCAACCUCCCUAUUCCUCUCAACCCCAACCCACUCUGAACCCAUUGCCUCUGCCUCUGCCUGUGCAAAUGCUGUCGACCCAAAGUGAUCUUCCUGAACCAUAUCCCCAUGUCGGCCCCCCAGCAGUGUCAUCCCAGGUGCCACGAGUUGCCACUGAGCAUAGCAAGCUAAAUGGGAAGGAGAAGGAAAAGCCAAAUGAGAAGGGAACAAAAGAUUUUGAGUACCAGUUCACUCUGAACACAAUGGAUCCCAAGAAGGAGGAUGAGACUGUAUUCUUUGUUGAUUCAAAAUCUUGA